AUGGUGAAGAUUAUAAUGAGAUGUGUCAGCACUGUUACUUAUUCUGUUCGGAUUAAUGGGCUACCUAAAGGGCGUAUUAUUCCUUCUAGGGGUUUACGUCAAGGGGACCCUCUUUCUCCUUACUUAUUUUUACUUUGUGUUGAGGGCUUAUCUGGUUUGCUUAGACAGCAGGUGGAGAAAGGCAGUAUCAAAGGAGUAGCUGUCUAUCGCGGUGCUCCUCUGUCUGGGCAACAACUGAAUAGGAGUAAAACCUCUUUGUUUUUUAGCAGAAAUACUCCAAGACCAAUUCAGGAGGAGAUACAAAGGAGGUUUGGGGCUCCAGUGAUCCGGCAACAUGAAAAAUAUUUGGGGUUACCUUCUUUGGUGGGGCGAUCUAAGAGGAAUACCUUCAAUGAUCUUAAGGAGAAGUUGGGGAAUAAAUUAUCUGGCUGGAAGGAGAAGCUUCUGUCAAGUGCAGGCAAAGAAAUCUUGAUUAAAUCAGUAGCCCAAGCUAUUCCGGCCUAUACUAUGAGCUGUUUUAAGCUCCCUGAUGCUCUGUGUGAUGACCUUGCAGGCAUGGGGUGGAGGCUUCAGAAUUGUCCAAAUUCAUUAUUUCACCGAGUGUAUAAAGCUAAGUAUUUUCCAAAUGGUGAUUUUUUAAAUGCGUCGUUGGGGAGGCAUCCAUCAUAUUCUUGGCGUAGUAUUAUGGAAGCUCAAAAGGUUAUUCAAUUAGGAUGUCGCUGGCAGAUUGGUAAUGGAGCUUCGGUUAGCUUGUGGAGAGAUAAGUGGUUGCCCUCUCUGCCAUCACACAAGCCUGCAACUGUGCCUCAUUUCUUCCCUGAUGAUGCCUUAGUUUCUGCCCUGAUUUACCCAGAGACAGCAACUUGGAAGUCAGAUAUAAUCCAUGAGGUUUUUCUUCCUUUCGAUGCCGAAGCUAUUCUUUCUAUUCCGCUUAGUUUGUCGCUGCCUACUGAUAGGUUGAUUUGGACCUACACUCCUUCAGGCCGGUUAACUGUGAGUAGUGCUUACCGUGUAGCUCGCCAAGCUCGGUGUGAUACUCAUCAAGGAGAAAGCUCGACCUCAUAG
Quercus lobata is the source of this 1065-nucleotide messenger RNA. RefSeq lists its product as uncharacterized. The record is from RefSeq and is a predicted model, not a curated record. Lineage: Eukaryota; Viridiplantae; Streptophyta; Magnoliopsida; Fagales; Fagaceae. Bases 1 to 1065 code for a protein of 354 amino acids. The transcript is spliced from 3 exons.